AAAGAUUUCGGGAUAUACUGCUUCUUCAUUCAAAUCAAGAUACAGAGAUUCUGCCCAUCUUUCAGCAGAGACGCUAUCCCAAACUGUAUGUGGAUGGACCUUUUGGAAGUCCCUUUGAGGAAUCCCUGAACUAUGAGGUCAGCCUCUGCGUGGCUGGAGGUAUUGGAGUUACACCAUUUGCAUCCAUACUCAACACACUGCUCGAUGGCUGGAAAUGCUACAAGCUCAGAAGACUCUACUUCAUUUGGGUCUGCAGGGACAUUGAAUCUUUCCGCUGGUUUGCAGAUCUGCUCUGUACAUUGCAUAACAAGCUUUGGCAGGAGAAUCGGCCAGACUAUAUAAAUAUCCAGCUGUACCUCAGUCAAACAGAUGGAAUACAGAAAAUAAUUGGUGAAAAAUAUCAAGCUUUAAACUCCAGGCUUUUAAUUGGACGACCCCGGUGGAAACUCCUGUUUGAUGACAUAGCAAAGUGUAACAGACGGAAGACCAUUGGAGUUUUCUGUUGUGGACCAAGCAAAAUGUCUAAGAUACUUCAUAAACUGAGCAACAGCAACAACUCUUACGGGACAAGGUUUGAGUACAAUAAAGAAUCCUUCAGCUAA
This is a messenger RNA of Acanthisitta chloris (rifleman), 602 nucleotides long. RefSeq names its product NADPH oxidase 4 (gene NOX4). The transcript is spliced from 6 exons. Gene Ontology annotation, biological process: superoxide anion generation; defense response. The annotation marks the transcript as partial. Gene Ontology annotation, molecular function: superoxide-generating NAD(P)H oxidase activity. Gene Ontology annotation, cellular component: plasma membrane; NADPH oxidase complex. Lineage: Eukaryota; Metazoa; Chordata; Aves; Passeriformes; Acanthisittidae. The record is from RefSeq and is a predicted model, not a curated record.